This is a messenger RNA of Rubroshorea leprosula, 2398 nucleotides long. Lineage: Eukaryota; Viridiplantae; Streptophyta; Magnoliopsida; Malvales; Dipterocarpaceae. The record is from the annotation of a GenBank genome assembly.
GGAAAAUCCGGAGCUUCUUUACUCCUCACUCGACUGAAAGCGGGUCGGGUUAGUUACUGUUCGGUUUCAAGGAAAAUGAAGCAGAAAAUCGAGCAGAUCAGUACCCGGAAGCUGCUCACGUACUUUCUGGUUGGGAUAAUUUCGGUUCUCUUGAUCCUUAGUUUGUAUUAUGGAUCUUCCUUCGCUCCUGGUUUGCGUAAAUCCGAUGAGGCUGCUUCUCGCCGAUACGGAUCGGACCCGGUGUUCGGAGGGUCUUCCAGGUAUGGCUAUCGAGCCGAUUUGCUCAAAGACGAAUCGCGCUUGCUGGAAUUCCCUAAAACCAUUCCGAUUUGUGACUUAAAAUAUUCAGAGUUGAUCCCUUGCUUGGAUAGAAGCCUUAAUUAUCAACUCAAAUUGAAGCUGAAUUUGUCACUAAUGGAACACUAUGAGCGUCAUUGUCCGCCACAGGAGCGCCGUUACAAUUGCCUGAUUCCGCCUCCUGUUGGUUACAAGAUACCUAUAAGAUGGCCGGCAAGCAGAGAUGAAGUGUGGAAGGCAAACAUUCCCCAUACACAUCUUGCAAAGGAAAAACAGGAUCAGCAUUGGAUGGUUGUUGAUGGGGAUAAGAUAAAAUUUCCCGGUGGAGGAACCCAUUUCCAUGAUGGAGCUGAUAAGUACAUUAUUGGUCUAGCUCAGAUGCUUAAAUUUCCUGAUGACAAACUCCACAAUGGUGGAAAUAUUCGUAAUGUUCUUGAUGUGGGUUGUGGGGUUGCAAGUUUUGGAGCAUAUCUCCUUCCCCUUGAUAUUAUAGCCAUGUCUCUUGCACCUAAUGAUGUGCAUCAGAAUCAAAUACAAUUUGCAUUAGAGAGAGGUAUCCCAUCAACUCUUGGUGUUUUGGGAACAAAAAGACUUCCAUAUCCCAGCAGAUCGUUUGAACUAGCUCAUUGUUCUCGAUGCCGAAUUGAUUGGCUUCAGAGAGAUGGGAUUCUCCUAUUGGAACUUGAUAGAGUGUUGAGGCCAGGAGGAUACUUUGCCUACUCUUCUCCUGAAGCCUACGAGAAAGAUCCUGAAAAUCUAAGGAUCUGGAAUGCUAUGUCCAAUCUGCUUAAAAGAAUGUGCUGGAGGGUUGCUACAAAGAAAGGCCAAACUGUCAUAUGGGCAAAGCCUGUGAGCAAUAGCUGUUACUCUAAGAGAGAACGUGGGACUCAACCCCCUUUGUGCAGUUCUGGUGAUGACCCAGAUGCAACUUGGAACGUAUUGAUGAAGGCAUGCAUUUCCCCAUACUCAACAAAGAUGCACAAGGAAAAAGGUAGUGGACUAGUUCCUUGGCCACAGAGGCUUACUGCUGCAUCUCCUCGUCUUGAAGAAAUUGGUGUCAGUCCUGAGGAAUUCCAGGAAGAUAGUAGAAUUUGGCAUUUUAGAGUGAUUGAGUACUGGGAGCUGAUGAAAAAUCUUAUAGAAAAGAACUUCAUCAGAAAUGUGAUGGAUAUGAACUCAAAUCUUGGGGGUUUUGCUGCUGCUCUUAAAGACAAAGAUGUCUGGGUUAUGAAUGUUGCGCCAGUGAAUAUGUCCGCCAGGCUGAAAAUUAUUUAUGAUCGAGGCCUAAUUGGGACUGUUCAUGACUGGUGUGAAGCGUUUUCAACAUACCCACGUACUUAUGAUCUUCUACAUGCUUGGAUGGUAUUUUCGGAGAUUGAAGAGCGUGGGUGUAGCGCAGAGGACCUACUCAUUGAAAUGGACAGAAUACUACGGCCGCAUGGGAUUGUCAUUAUAAGAGACAAAGCCUCUAUAGUACAAUACAUUGAAAAACUCUUGAUCGCCCUGAGGUGGGAUCUUUUUAUAGCACAAGUUGAACCAAGGAAUGAUGCUCUUUCUGCAGGUGAAGAAGGAGUGUUAGUUGUGAGAAAGAAGCUGUGGAAAUGGAAUGCUCCAGUUGUGACAAUGUGAACCUAUUUUGGUAUAAGGUAAAACUGCACCUUUAGAAGUCAGUGCCUCCUCUGUAAGAUGAAGUUUGUGGGGGGAAACUGAGACCUAUUGUUGAUUGCCAUUUUAAGAUGAAGGUUUGCUUUUACCUUCGCAGGACAAGAUGAUGGCACCAAAGCUUUUACGACACAUUCAUUCAUAUCGUAGAAUGGGUUACUAAUAAAAAACAGGCAUAGAUGUAGGUAGCCAAAAUGAAGAAAAGGAGAAAGGAGAGUAUGCAUGUAAUUUUGAAACUACUGAAUAUUGUUUUCUUUUAGACAGGCAUUUCCUUCCAUCCUCGGUUAGCAACAGUUGAAUAUUGUAAGUUAGUUAAAUAAUUAGGAAAGAGUUGUUUUCAUUGAUAAGUAAUGGAAUGUGCUGUUAAGAACAAAAAUUAAGAUUUUGCAAUGGAUAGACAACAAAACUUUCAUGUAUGUAUUAAAAGUUAAAACCCUAA